AUGCAUGACUUCCUACGUAAUGACAAGGGGAAGGCAGACAUUAUUGCAGUACAGGAGCCUUACAUUGACUGGAAGGGUGCAACGAGAGCUCUUUCACACUUACACACCAUCUACCCCACAGGCCACUUAGAUAAUUUCACGGAAACGCCGACACGGUCUCUCAUUUUCAUCAACUCUAGUAUCCCAACAGAGGACUGGGCAAGACUGGACAUCGAAAGUGGAGACGUAACAGCAGUACAGAUCACUGGCUCUUUUGGUACGCUGCGUAUUUUCAACAUAUAC
This is a messenger RNA of Lentinula edodes (shiitake mushroom), 282 nucleotides long. RefSeq lists its product as uncharacterized. Lineage: Eukaryota; Fungi; Basidiomycota; Agaricomycetes; Agaricales; Omphalotaceae. The transcript has a single exon. The record is from RefSeq and is a predicted model, not a curated record. The annotation marks the transcript as partial.